AUGGAUGUAGUCAAUGAGAAUUUCUAUCAGUUGUUGCCAGAAAUCAAACAGGCCAUUGCUGAGUGUGAUUUCAUUGCAAUUGAUGGAGAAUUCACCGGUCUUCACAAUGGUACUAUGGUCAGCAUAUUCGAUACGGCAGCUCAGUACUAUCAGAAACUCAGGAGUAAUUGCAUGGACUUUUUGAUGGUUCAAUUUGGUUUGUGUGCUGUCAAAUAUAAUACUGAAAAGAAAAAGUUUACAUACAGGGCGUACAAUUUUUAUACAUUUCCAAAGCCCAUGAGUCGAUAUGCUCCAGAUUGCCGAUUCCUCUGUAUUCCUUUUCUUACUGUGCCUGAUGAACAAGUAUUGCAAAAUGAACUACUUAAUCGAUAUAAGCAAAAUUGUUUACAGGCUCAGACACCAUCAAAAGUCUCUGACUGUAUACUUAUACCAGACAACCAUAAGGCAGAUGUAGAAACUGCUUGUGAAAAAGUAAAAGAACUUUUAGAAAGUGAAACAAUGUCUGAAGUCAUCAUAGCAGAGAAAACCAAUUCUUUUGUCCGUAAACUUAUCCAUCAGGUUAGUUAA
Messenger RNA from Macrosiphum euphorbiae (potato aphid), 567 nucleotides. NCBI's taxonomy places the organism in Eukaryota, Metazoa, Arthropoda, Insecta, Hemiptera, Aphididae. The record is from the annotation of a GenBank genome assembly.